ACUGUAAUGAUUACACAAAAUCAGGAUUCAUUUUUUCAACGACGUCAAAUAUAAGUAACACACCUUAACUUUCGAAUACACCUUAAUCUCGAGAGAGCCAUUUUAUUUUCCUUGCUUGCAAAGGAUGGUUGAACUCUCAAUGAUACUAGCAAGUAGCAAUAACAACAUGGUGGGUUUGGACUUGGACCAACAGGCUAGCCGUGAAAAAUGGCAAACUACUCGAUCUGCCCAACUUUGACACAAAAAAACUGGCUCAGUUUUUAGUUCACAGUAUUCCACCGACCGACAGUUUCUACUAAUAUUUUUGCAUCUCACGAGGUGGAUUAUAUAUUAUUUUUGAGGGAGUAUUAUGCUACUGCUGCUGCAGUCUUAUUUUUACAUGUUCAGAUCAGUCAAACAUGACCCAGAAAUCGAAAUAAAAAUACAACCACCUUGUUAUACAACAGUUGGAAGUCAGUUACAACUUAUUACAAUUUGAUUGGUACAGAAAGAUCAAGUUUUUUUUUUUAACACAAAAUUCAAAAAUUGGACGGUGCACAUGAGAAAAGAGCAGAGCAGUCAGCAAGCAGCUGGGCGGUGUUAAUGAACAGUUGGGGAUUUUACUGGCGCCGGUAGGAAAGGGCGCCGGGUUGAGAGGAACACCACCACCAACACCCACCUCAUGCUUUUUCUAGUUGGAAAUUGAUAGUUAAACAAUUGUAGGUGAAAUAAGUGCACAUAAAGAGUGGAUGUGUUGAGUGAAUUCAUACUCUAUCUCUUAUAUAAUUUAGUCGUGCAAUAUUCCGAUCAUUCAACGAAAUAACAAAAACUCGAUCGAAGAGAGUCUACAAGACAAGAGACUUCUGUAAGGCUGUAACAACAAUGGUGGGGGGCUAUAGUGGGGGGGGAGGGGCAAUUCGGAGCAAUUGUUGGAAACAUAAGUAAAUUUUGAAACAUAUAUGAGAGAUAGAACGGUCGCUACUCGCUAGGACAUUGCUCAGCUCCACCCACUCAUCACCAGCGGCGGAUCCAGAACACAGAAGUGCACUGGGCCGCAUUUUAUUAAAAAAUUAGAGUAGUAAAAAAAUAUAAUGAUUAUAAUUUUUUUACAAUGUAAAUUGUACACGACGGUAUUUUAAUUUAGCGAAUGCAUUAAUAAUGGAGUCCACAUCCAUACCAAUAGUAUACACUGUUUCAAAUAAAAUACUUGAGCAAUCGACUAGAAAUCCAUCGCUCAUUUUGUUACGCAAAUCAAUUUUCACAUGUUUCGUUGUUGAAAAGGUUCUAUUCGUAUUAGCUGUUGAAACGAGGAGCAUCAACACUAGACAAAUCAAUCUACUAAUCAAUUUGCAUUGUGAUUCCAUCCCUAUAUCCACCAGCUGCUCUAGUAAAUUUUCCAAGGUAACAAACCUCAUAUAUGUUUUAGUCUUUUACGUUUUAAACUUUUUGAAUUUUUAGGUUUCAUUAUUUUUUUAGACGAAUAACCUUUGGGGUUAGAAUUUAUAAGCUAAAUUUAGAGUAGUGAUUUUGAAUAUGUUCAUCUGAAUUAUUUUUCUAAUUAUACCCAAUCUUAUUUUAAACUAACAACGACCCGAAUAUCUAAAAUCGAAAAAUUUAUAAGGCCUAUACUAACUAUGGAUCCAGAGGAGGGCUGGGCCGGGGCCCGGGGUGGCCACCCCCUGGAUCCGCCACUGCUCAUCACCUACACAUUUCCUUGCUCGUUCAGUACAUUUUGAAACAUAUAGAUGAGAAAAGGAACGGUCUCUACUUAUUAUGGCUAAAUGGCGAACUACGUACUUUUAAUCUUAUCAUGACACAACAUACAUGUUCAUACUGUGGAUUACAUUUUAAUCGAGAAUCCCCAAGGCAAAACUCUAGCUAAUGGCAUAAAGAAGGAAAGAAGACAAAAUAGCAAAAAGACAAGGCUGAGAGACAAAAGACAAGACCAGGCACCUGACAUCAGCAAGGACAAGGGGCAGGGGGACACCCUCUGUCAAAAAGUACCAUGUACAGUGUCAGAAGGUCUGAGGCGCCCGACCACAGCAUUUAUGGCUUGGCAGGUGCCCAGACCACUACCUAACCCUCAAAUGUGUAUAAAUAAGAGUUCUCUCCUCAUAAAUGACGAUCUAUCUACUCUUACUCUAACUUCUCUCUACUUUCUCUCUCUAUAUACUUCUUCACUUUUCUCACUUCAGCUGAGGUGGGGCGCCUACCCCCUCAAAGUCAUGUCUGACUCCCCAAACCCCUUGGACCCGAGUGACGCACAAUCGCCCGGACUCAUACAGUUUGUUUUAUUGAAACCCUAUAAACUUAAUUAGAAGAUUCAAAAUCAAUAUGAACAUUUCUCAAGAACCAAACUGAGCACCAACAACUAGUAAAAGCACCUAGCUAGCAUUAGCAUGCACCUUUUGCAAGGAAAACAAAAGGGGUCUAAAGCCCUAAACAACAAGAAAACAACACAUCAUAAAGGGGGGAAAAGGGAAGCAUGCAACCAAGCAAAGAGUUGAUGGGCAGAUCAGCAGAGCCUUGAUCAAAACCCUCCAUUUGGUCAAAAUCUCUCUGCCUGCCUGCCCUUCUUCUUCUCCAAUCUCAGUACUACUGAAUCAGUGUGCGUUUGUUUGUCGGGUGGGAAAUUAAAACCUCUCUCUUUCUUCUGCAAAUCUCAUCUUCCGUCACUUUCUUUUGUAUGUUUUUCUACACUACAAGCAAAAAUGGCCAUACCAUAUAUACUAUAUUCAAUGAAAAAUGAUGAUAAUAAUAAUAAUGAUGAUCAAAAUCCCAUCCAUUAUCAAGUCAUUGCGCUUUCAACACUUGUUUUCCUCCCUCGCAAAACAGUCCAUGGUGUGAGUUGAAAGCAUGAGAGAACAAAAGGUGAAUGACAAAUGGGUAGUCAUGUCCUAAUAGCGUAGUCAUAGUUGUCUACGUAUCACCAAUUCCUUCUCAUGUGUAUCGCUAACUUUUUUCUUAUCUCUUAUGAAUUAACAAAAAAUUUCAUAAAAUUUGAUCGACUUGGUGUCUGAUGUGCAAUCUAACUCCAUUUAAAUCAUGCACCAUGAAAAGCCUCCACGAUCUUGAUUAUAUUGAAUAUAUUAGUAAAUGGUUUACUCAUCAUAAUGGAAAAUUUCAUAUACACCCAGUUUUUUUUUUUUUUUGAAGAGAGGGAGGCAGAAGCCAGAGACCAAUUACAAAGUCAAUCCCCAACAAAAAAGUCCCUGAUUGACAUCAGUAGACUGGGGGAAGGGAACCCACAAAAAGGGACAGUCUAAUAAACAAACCGAAAGAUCCCGAGCCAUCUACCCGGCUGCAAACUACAACCAAGAAAACCAGCUACUCAGUAUUCUGUAUAACCCUUCGGGGAAAGCUAACCCCAAUAAUGUCCUCUCGCAAAAAAUGUUCCAGCUCUCGUGGGGGAUUCGUUAACUCGCACGUACCGAAGGGAUAGACGAGACUGUGCUUCGAGAGCCAGUCCGCGACUCUAUUCCCCUCUCUAUACGUGUGAACUAACUGCACCACCCAAUUCUGGGAAAUCAAACGUCUAAUGGCAUAUACACCCUCUUUAGUUAGUUACCAAGUUAAGGGACUUUGGGACGAAGAAGUUAUGGUGAUUUCAAGUAAUAUAUCUUUGAGCUAGAUCAAGUUCUCGUUGGUCUUAUCGUGGAGUAAGAUCAUGCAAUGAGUCUAUAGGAAAAACCGCUACGAUAGUGAUUAUAUUGAAUAUGAUUAGUAAUGAAAAAUGCCAUAUAAACCCUCUCUAUUUAGCUACCAAAUCAGGGGACUAUGGUUUCAAGUAAUAUAUCUUUAGAGUUAAAUCAAGUAUUGGCGGGUCUUAUUACUAUGGAAUAAGAUCAUGUAACGAGUCUUUAACCUAAGCUAAACCGUGGCUAUGUAAUCAUUUUCAUUAUUCUUUAGGAGUUGACAUGUUAACCUUCGAAAAUUGGCCAAGAUCAUAAUGAAGAUGAAUAAAGCGAUUAUUAUAAUUAUUCUUGAUUUAUGUCACAAAUCAAAAUUUAAGGACUGACUAGUCAAUUACCAAAGAGUUGAGUGGCCAUUUCUUUAAUUGACCCACGACUGAAGUGAGCGAGAAUGGGAGGUAGAUAAAAAAGCGGGAGCAGAGUGGGAAAGCAAGAAAACCAGAAGAGGAAAGAGAGAGAGAGAGAGAGAGAGAGAGAGAGAGAGAGAGAGAGAGAGAGAGAAGUGGUGGUGGUGGUGAGGUGAGUGAGGCUAUGGAGGUUUUUCCUUUUUCCCUUUUGUUUUCUUGUUUGCAAUUAUAAACCUUCCACAGGCAGAAGAAAGAGACAGAGAGAGGAGUGAGAGAGGAAGGAGGAGACUUUCCAAACCCCUCUUCUCUUUCUUCAAUCCCUCUACAUAAAUAAAUGUCACAAGACGAAGAUCCGAUUGAGCAGUGGAAAUGGUCUGAAAUGCAAGGCCUUGAGCUCGUCUCUGCGCCUCCCACUCCUUCUCUAGCCCCCAAUUCAUCUUCUUCACCACACGAACAAGACAAACAAUCAGUCACCGUAGAGAGACGAGAAAUGGAAAGCGGCAGCAAUAGCAAUGAUACUAGUAGUAGUAACAAGAAGGAGAAUGUCGGCUCCGGCGGGGGCAGGGUCGCCGGCGAUGGAGGGGAGAAGACAGGGAAAGUCACCGCCGUCGGGUUCAAGGAGCUAUUUAGAUUUGCCGAUGGAUUGGAUUACGUGUUGAUGGGAAUUGGGUCGGUAGGCGCUUUCGUCCAUGGAUGCUCUCUUCCCCUGUUCCUCCGAUUCUUCGCCGAUCUCGUUAACUCGUUUGGGUCUAAUGCCAAUGAUAUGGAUAAGAUGACCCAGGAAGUUUUGAAGUAUGCUUCCUAUUUUCUGGUUGUUGGUGCAGCAAUCUGGGCAUCCUCGUGGGCAGAGAUUUCAUGUUGGAUGUGGACUGGUGAGAGGCAAACGACGAAGAUGAGGAUUAAGUUUUUGGAAGCAGCUUUGAACCAGGACAUUGAGUAUUUCGACACCGAAGUUCGGACCUCCGACGUCGUUUCCGCCAUUAACACCGAUGCAGUUACAGUCCAGGACGCCAUUAGCGAGAAGCUGGGCAAUUUCAUCCAUUACAUGGCGACUUUGGUUUCCGGGUUCGUGGUGGGAUUCACAGCCGUAUGGCAGUUAGCUCUGGUAACUCUGGCCGUCGUUCCUCUCAUUGCUGUAAUCGCAGCUAUUCACACGACUACGCUCGCUAAGCUCUCCGCCAAGAGCCAGGAAGCUCUGUCGCAAGCUGGGAAUAUCGUCGAACAGACAGUAGUUCAAAUUCGGGUUGUGUUGGCGUACGUCGGAGAAUCGAAAUCGCUCCAGGAUUACUCAGCGGCGUUGAGAACCGCCCAGAAGCUGGGGUACAAGAGUGGAGUGGCCAAAGGACUUGGACUCGGCGGGACUUACUUCGUCGUCUUCUGUUGCUACGCGCUUCUUCUCUGGUACGGCGGGUACCUCGUCCGGCAUAAUUACACCAAUGGCGGCCUCGCCAUUUCCACCAUGUUCGCCGUCAUGAUUGGAGGACUGGCAUUGGGACAAGCUGCCCCUAGCAUGAGCGCAUUUGCGAAAGCCAGAGUCGCCGCAGCGAAAAUCUUCCGCAUAAUCGACCACAAACCGGCGGUGAAUCGGAACAGCGAGUCAGGGGUCGAGCUAGACUCAGUCACCGGUUUAGUAGAGCUGAAAAACGUGGAUUUCUCUUACCCAUCAAGGCCAGAUGUUCGGAUCCUCAACAACUUCUCGCUCACUGUUCCCGCCGGAAAGACCAUAGCUUUAGUCGGCAGCAGCGGCUCCGGCAAGAGCACGGUGGUUUCCCUAAUCGAACGGUUCUACGAUCCUGAAUCAGGCCAAGUGCUGCUAGAUGGGCACGACAUCAAGACAUUGAAGCUGAGAUGGUUGAGGCAGCAAAUAGGGCUAGUGAGCCAAGAGCCAGCCCUGUUUGCAACCUCCAUUAGAGAGAAUAUACUGCUGGGAAGGCCAGAUGCUGACCAGGUUGAGGUUGAAGAAGCUGCAAGAGUUGCCAAUGCUCAUUCAUUCAUCAUCAAGUUACCAGAUGGCUUUGACACUCAGGUGGGAGAGAGAGGGCUGCAGCUCUCAGGUGGGCAGAAGCAGAGAAUAGCUAUAGCGAGGGCAAUGCUGAAGAACCCUGCGAUUCUUCUCCUCGACGAGGCAACGAGUGCGUUGGAUUCUGAAUCUGAGAAACUCGUGCAGGAAGCUCUGGACAGGUUCAUGAUAGGAAGGACUACCUUGGUCAUUGCCCACCGGCUAUCGACCAUUCGGAAGGCUGACCUCGUAGCAGUUCUCCAGCAAGGUUCUGUCACUGAAAUUGGGACCCAUGACGAGCUCUUUGCCAAGGGAGAGAAUGGUGUUUAUGCCAAGCUUAUUAGGAUGCAGGAGGCAGCACACGAGACAGCGAUGAACAAUGCUAGAAAGAGCAGUGCCAGGCCAUCGAGUGCUAGGAACUCUGUUAGCUCGCCAAUCAUUGCACGAAACUCCUCCUAUGGCCGCUCUCCAUACUCCCGUCGCCUCUCCGACUUCUCCACCUCGGAUUUCAGCCUCUCGUUAGACGGCAUGCAUCCAAGCUACCGCCAUGAGAAGCUCGCGUUCAAGGAGCAGGCCAGCUCCUUCUGGCGACUCGCCAAGAUGAACUCUCCCGAGUUGGGCUAUGCAUUAGUUGGAUCAAUAGGCUCGAUCAUCUGUGGGUCCCUCAGCGCCUUCUUUGCAUACGUGCUGAGUGCCGUCAUGAGUGUCUAUUACAGCCCCAGCCAUGCUUACAUGAUCAGAGAAAUCGCCAAGUACUGCUACUUGCUCAUCGGCCUCUCGUCGGCUGCCUUAAUCUUUAACACUCUGCAGCAUUCCUUCUGGGAUAUUGUUGGAGAGAAUCUGACCAAGAGGGUGAGGGAGAAGAUGCUUGCAGCUGUGCUUAAAAAUGAAAUAGCAUGGUUUGAUCAGGAGGAUAAUGAGAGUGCCAGAAUUGCUGCGAGAUUGGCUCUUGAUGCGAACAAUGUUAGAUCAGCAAUUGGAGAUAGAAUAUCGGUGAUUGUGCAGAAUACUGCACUCUUGCUGGUCGCUUGCACUGCAGGUUUUGUCUUGCAGUGGAGGCUUGCCCUUGUGCUAAUAGCUGUCUUCCCCGUGGUUGUUGCAGCUACUGUUUUGCAGAAAAUGUUCAUGCAAGGCUUCUCAGGGGACCUAGAAGCAGCCCAUGCAAAGGGCACACAGCUGGCAGGCGAGGCCAUAGCCAACUUGAGAACAGUUGCAGCCUUCAACUCCGAGUCCAAAAUCAUUGGCCUCUUCUCCAGCAACCUCGAAGUCCCUCUCCGGAGAUGCUUCUGGAAGGGACAGAUUGCUGGAAGUGGAUACGGCAUAGCUCAGUUCGCUCUCUAUGCCUCUUACGCUCUUGGCCUUUGGUAUGCAUCUUGGCUUGUGAAGCACGGCAUCUCGGACUUCUCCAAAACAAUCCGAGUCUUCAUGGUCCUCAUGGUCUCUGCCAAUGGUGCCGCCGAGACCCUCACUCUAGCUCCGGACUUCAUCAAGGGAGGUAGAGCCAUGCGCUCCGUUUUCGAGCUACUUGAUCGCAAGACUGAGAUCGAACCGGACGAACCAGACUCCAUUCCAGCCCCUGACAGGUUGCGCGGAGAGGUGGAGCUGAAGCAUGUUGACUUCUCCUACCCAAGUCGCCCAGAUAUCCCUGUGUUCAGGGAUAUCAGCUUGAGAGCUAGAGCUGGCAAGACCAUGGCUCUUGUGGGACCCAGUGGGUCCGGCAAGAGCUCAGUCAUUGCAUUGGUACAACGCUUCUACGAUCCAUCGUCAGGGCGAGUGAUGAUCGACGGGAAGGACAUUCGGAAGUAUAAUCUGAAGUCUUUGAGGCGGCACAUUGCUGUAGUGCCUCAGGAACCAUGCUUAUUUGCCACCACCAUUUAUGAGAACAUCGCCUAUGGCCACGACUCAGCAUCCGAGGCUGAGAUCAUUGAGGCAGCGACUCUAGCAAAUGCCCACAAGUUUGUCUCUUCAUUGCCCGAUGGGUACAAGACAUAUGUAGGGGAAAGAGGGGUGCAAUUGUCUGGCGGGCAGAAGCAGAGGAUCGCCAUUGCUCGUGCCUUGCUGAGGAAGGCAGAGCUCAUGCUGCUUGACGAGGCAACGAGUGCAUUGGAUGCAGAAUCGGAGAGGUCAGUCCAGGAGGCUCUUGACCGAGCUUGCUCGGGGAAGACCACGAUCAUCGUGGCUCACAGGCUGUCUACUAUACGAAAUGCUAGUACCAUUGCUGUGAUUGAUGAUGGGAAAGUGGCUGAGCAAGGGUCUCAUUCGCAUCUACUGAAGAACUUCCCUGAUGGGAUCUAUGCUCGGAUGAUUCAGUUGCAGAGGUUUACACAAGGACAGGUGAUUGGAAUGACAUCCGGUUCGAGUUCUUCAACUCGGCCUAAGGAUGAUGAAGAGAAGGAAGCCUAGUCUGGUUCAAAAAGAGAGAGAAAUGCCAGUAAGAGUACAUUUCCCAGAUACCCCAUUUGCCAUUUCCCCCUCUUUCGGGUUCUUUUGGUCUUCAGUUUCUGAGUAGCAUGGUAUAGCAGCAGUAUGGAAUGUGUAUUAUCUAAUUUUUCUUUUUACUUCUACAUAUAUUAUAUAUGGUCUAAUCUUCUGAGAAAAAAUCUUUCAUGGGUAAAUGUUUAAACAUGAAGAACAACUUUUUGACAAGAAUGAAAGUACAGCGAGUGAUGUAUUUACUGUAUGAGGUAGUGUGGUCCAACGGAACUUGUUUGAAGUUGAACCCUACUAAAAGACAGUGACUUUGGGAUUUGAUUGAUUGGGAAGGAAUAUGGAAGGGUGCAUUGUUAGGAUUCCAUCAUAUCCCUGAAACAGUGAUUGGUGAUGGAGUGGGGAAGCAACAAUAAUGGAGAUGGGUGACCUGCAGACCUUGGAGCUUAAAAAGAUGAGAAACUUCUAUGUCCGAAAAAUUGACUGAUAUCAAAAUCAAUGUUUUCCUCAGAUGGGUUUUUUUCUUUUGGGGGAAAAUGUUGAGAUUACCCAAUCCUAGUCCCAUAUGGAUUACCAUCCCUGUUUUAGAUGCUUGUUGUGGGGAACCAAAUUAUUGCAGGAACUUUCACUUGGUGGGUACACACAAGACACAAAAGUGUUCUGUGCUUUGAAAGCCAAGAUAGCAAAAGAAGAUUGAAGGAGAAAUGGAGUGGAAGGUGAAAGGGAUUAUGGGAUUGAAUUAUGUUGUUGUAGACAAGCGUGGGAAGUGGAAGGCGAUUUUUGUUUAAGGAAAGCAAUUGGGAGAAAUGACAAAUGCGAUGAUGAUGGUGUUUUCAUGGGAUGCUUCUUUUUGGAGUUGUGGUGGGUUGCCACCACCUCUCAUCUCUUUUCUUUGAUGAAAGGACAAGUGAAAAGAGGAAGAAGAGUUGACAAAGAGGAAGAGUUAAUAAGACAUAAGAGGUCUU
This is a messenger RNA of Linum trigynum, 9409 nucleotides long. The record is from the annotation of a GenBank genome assembly. NCBI's taxonomy places the organism in Eukaryota, Viridiplantae, Streptophyta, Magnoliopsida, Malpighiales, Linaceae.